AUGUCUGGCAUCAUGGCUGACGGUGAACACAGUUGCCGUAUCUGUCGAGGAGAGGCAACUCUGAAACAGCCACUUAUCCAUCCUUGUAAGUGCAGAGGUUCCAUCAGGUAUAUCCACGAAGACUGUCUUUUGGAGUGGCUCAAGCAUUCUAGUAAGUCGACCAAGCAGUGUGACAUCUGUAAUACCCCAUAUCAGUUCAAGACCAUCUACGAUCCCAACAUGCCCAACAGAGUGCCUCUACUGCUUAUCUGGAACAAGAUCUUGGAUACUGUGACGAAUGCAUUGAUAACUUAUAUCCUGGUGGUUCUAUAUCUGGCGUUUGUUCUCCAGCUUCCGAUUUUCUGGAAGGUUAUUGGCAGGGUCUAUACGUUCGUAGUGGACGGGCCUCUUCCGCAUGGAAGUAAUGUGGCUCAGUCGCUACUUUACGGGACUGCCAUUGCAUACGAAGAGAACCUGGCUUUCGGGCCGGAUGAGACGUGGUACAGAAAGGCUGUCCACAUUUUCUUCAACACUUUCCUGAAUGGCGUGGUGCAUGUGGCUGCGUUUGUCAUUAUGCUACUAGCCAUUUUUGUGGAACACGAAUGGGUGGUUAGAGACGAAGGCUACACCAAGAUGCUUCUAAACGAUAUUGGCACGGAGCCUAGGUCGAAGUUGUUGGACCUACUAGAAGGCUUGCAAAGAAGAGAGACUGAGAACGCCAAUAACGAGGCUGGCAACGAAAAUGAAAAUGACGAAAACCCUGAUAAUGCCAGAGCUGCUCAGCGGAACCGUACCAUGCGCCUCGAUCUCGUCAACGAAGCUAUUCGUGACCUUCAGAACGUUCCUGAUCAGUUUCCUCGUCAGGCUGAACUACACGAGGCGCUUCAUAAUGGUGUGCUUGAUCCUCUUAUAAAUGGGGCCGACCAAGCUCCUAACUUGCCUGGCGGGUUCGAUCUCGAAGCACCUCAGCCUCUCCCUGAUAUGCCUGCUAACCACGUCCAUCCGUCCUCUGAGGCCAAUGACGACAAUGCUGACCCGCAUGAGGGAAUUGAUUUGGCCAAUACGCCUAACCCUCACCAGGCCGACGAGAAUGUUUCCGAUGAUGACUCGGCAGAUGAGGACUACGUUUACAACGAAGACAAUGCGAGUGAAUCCGGUUCUGACUCCGACCUGAACGCAUCAAUAGAGGAUCCACAUGCUCAAAAUAUCGCAUGGGAGCAGGAUAACAUCGCUGAGGAGGAGCAAGAUGUUGCUGCAGACAAUGCCCAGGGUAUGGCUGCGGCCUUCGAUGCUCAACAGAUGGAUGAUCUUGACGAAGGUAUUUUAGAAAUAAUUGGGCUCAAGCUCAAUAUCUCAACGCCGCUUCUUCUCACUAUCUUUGUUGAUGUCGUCGUUAUGAUCUUUUUAUUUGCAGCAUAUUUGAUACCCCAUAUGGUUGGAAACUUUGUUUUAUUUAUCGUUGCAUUAUCUUAUCAGCAUGCUGUUCAAUACUUUGCGCACCUUGGGUUAGAGAAGCUUGUUCCCGGCUUCAUAUACACAGUUUACAAUUUCGCCCAUGGUCUCUAUGCAAAGUCUGAGCUCCUUACUAAUACUCGUUUCUUCGUCUUCGAUGUUUUCCUUCAGCCAUUAACUGAAGUGGUGUCGCGUUGCUUGACGCUUACUCAAAAGGGCCCAACUACAUUGCCUGAAAGGAUGGUUGCCUUGAGCAUUGGCUACUUGAUUGGAUGCUACGGUAUUCAUUCAGCUAUGAGAAACAUGAUUUCCGGAAAGAAGCCAAUCGUCGGGACCGCGAGGAAGAUUUACAAGGUCUUGUUUGAAGUCACCGCUACAGCUAAGGUAUUUGUUGUCUUUGCUGUCGAAAUAGUUGUAUUCCCAGUGUACUGCGGCUGGCUCAUCGACAUGUGUUUGACACCAAUCUUCAAGAAUGAUUUGAAAGUGAAUAACAAGGAUGGCUCGACAGUAUAUGAGUACCUUUUUGUUGCAUCCAUCGAGAGCUACAAUUCUCCAUCUGCACGCGUCUUAAUUUAUUGGGGCUUUGGCACAAUCUACAUGCUUUGCUUCGCCUUGUAUGUUGGCAUGUUGAGAAAUAACGUUUUACGUCCUGGUGUACUUUUCUUUAUCAGAAGCCCUGAAGACCCAAACGCAAGACUCAUUCAUGAUGCCCUCGUGAAGUCUCUCCGUUUCCAGUUGCUGCGUAUUUGGCUCAGUGCCAAAUUUUACACUGGUAAUAUCCUUUUGGGUAUCGGUCUUGUGACUUGGGGUCUCAGAUGGUUCACGAUGUCUCCAGAUUCAGAAAAGCGUAUUUUCUUGCCUGUUCCCUUGACUUGGGAGGGAAUUUUGCACGUUAUUGCAUUUGGAAGGCUUGCAAAGGAGAACCAUGCCAUGUUAGCUGACUUCUGUGUUAAGUUCUGGAAGAGAGUAUUUGACGUGGUCUGUUAUAAGUUGAGACUUUCUGACUUUAUUCUCUCAAAGCCAGUACCGGAAGAACGAGGCUUCAUCGUGUACAAGAGUUGGUUCCAUGAAUUCCGUGGAGACUUACCAGAUUAUAGUCAUCCAGUCACGUUAAGCGAAGCCAAGCAUAAGCUCAAGGAGGAGCCUAAUACAACCGCUUGUUUCGUACCAGACGGUAACUAUGUGAGAGCACCUUCGAGUGAUACUUCCCGGAAGUUUAUUGAUCAACUAUUCAUUCCAGUGACAAAAGCAGACCAGCCACUUCAAGAGCCCGAGCCAAAGAACCUGAAUCAUGAGGACGGAUAUGAGUCUGACUACUCAGAUGUGGAUUUAAACUAUGAAAAUAGCUACGACAUUGUCUACCGUCCACCGGACUUCAGAUCAAGGUGCAUACUUUUGGUUUUGCUUUUAGGCGUGUUUGCCCAGCUUCUUUUCGUUUUCGUUGGAGUUUCGGCAGCAUUUGCUGGACGGCUUAUUGUGAAUGUCCUCGCGAUGGCGUUCGAUGCUAGUGGCUUGCCUUGGCAUCCAUAUCAAAUCGAUCAUGCUCGCGUUGACCUCCAAUCUGUUGCGUAUGGACUUACGGUGAUAGUGGGCCUCUUGUCCGCCAUUGAUGGUCGUCCUAUGCUUCCUGCGCAAAAUCCGAUCCCUGUUCAAGCUCCUGCCAUAAACAUCGACGUUAAAGGUUGGUUUUUCACGUCCUCGUGGAUUCCAUUCUUUCUUCACACUUCUGUCGCCUACAAGGUAACAGGAAAUGUGUUUGCAGCUGAGCCAGCCCUCUUUGGCACAAAGUUUGCGGCUGACCCAAUGAACCCAAAUCGGUAUGCUGUUGCUUUACAUGCGGUGCUCUUCCUUAUAGCAUGGAGCCCAGUCUUUAUCAGCGGUCGUCAGGAGAAGAAAGAGCAGCCGUUUUGGAAAUUCCUUUGGAACGCUGCCGUGUUUGACGAUAUUGUAUUCCACGUGGCAGUUAUGUGGUUCGAGUCACACUACGUUAGUGGGUUAGCACGCUUGAUUGCAUGCGUGACUGUUUUCACCAUAGUGAAGGUUGUCUUUGCUGGAUCGCGUUUGCUUGAAACCUUGAAUGAUCAAGUGAAAAAUGAAAAGUACGUCCGUGGCACAGCCGUCCAAAAUAUUGACAUGGAUGACGGCAGUACAGAAUAG
This is a messenger RNA of Candidozyma haemuli, 3588 nucleotides long. Its product is annotated as E3 ubiquitin-protein ligase. NCBI's taxonomy places the organism in Eukaryota, Fungi, Ascomycota, Pichiomycetes, Serinales, Metschnikowiaceae. The record is from RefSeq and is a predicted model, not a curated record. Bases 1 to 3588 code for a protein of 1195 amino acids. The transcript has a single exon. Gene Ontology annotation, cellular component: endoplasmic reticulum membrane. Gene Ontology annotation, molecular function: zinc ion binding.